GUCUCUGCGCGUGCGCACCGCUUCCCGGUCUCCUUCCGCCUCCGACUGGGGAACCUCGGCUCCGGCGCUCUGUGGGCCGUAGGUGGCGGCUCUGUUGUUUAUAGUGUGUUGUUUGUUGAGUCGCGUUUCCACGCCACCUGUGACGGUCAGCGGCGGUUGCCCACGGCUCAGCGCCUCCGCGGACUGCGGCCGGUCGUUGCCAUGACAGCGACCGCUGGGGGCCCUGGAUCUUGGAGUGAAAAUAUACUAGAAUAUUUUCUGAGAAAUAACCACAUCACAACAGAAGAUGGCGCUGAGAUCAUCUGGUAUCAUGCUGCUAACCACAAGGCACAGGUGAAUGAGGCACUGAAAAGUCCUGCUCACAUGAUAGAGGCUGAUGUCCUUCUUCCAAGUGAUGGAUCAGAAUAUAGCCAACCAAUCAUGGCCCAUCCUCCUGAAACAAAUAGUGAUAAUACUUUACAGGAAUGGCUGACUGAAGUUAUAAAAAGCAAUAAAGGCAUCAAACUGGAUUUUAAGAGUCUAGCAGCUGUGGAACCAUCCAUGAUGCUUCUGGAAAAUGUGAAGAGGCAUCUGCAGCGUCCUGUGUGGAUUAAUGCUGAUAUUCUUCCUGGUCCAAAUGGAAAUAGCAGAGUAGUGGAUGCAAAACCUUUUAUAGACACAGUGACAUCCUUCUUUCCAGAUGUGACAUUUUCCCUGGGUUGGACAACAGGAUGGCAUCCUGAGAAAGUCAAUGAAGGUUACAGUUGGACAAUGGUGAAAGAAAUGGAAUAUAUAUGUAAGGACCUAAAUCUGCCUGUAACAUUUCCUGUCAGAGCAGCAUUAGUUAGGCAGUCUUGUUCUCAGUUACUCUGGCUGUUAAAGAAAUCAAACAGAGAUUCAACAAAACUCUGGCACCCUCUUUCUUUUUUCCUGGAGAACUGGUUAUUUCAGAAAUUACAGAAGAGUAAGAGGGCUUUAAAAAUGUUCUUUCACACAGAGCCCAACGUGGGACUCAGUCUCAGAAACCGCCAGAUCAUGACCUGAGCCAAAAUCAAGAGUUGGAUGCUCAACUGACCGAGCCACCCAGGCGUCCCAAAUUCUCCAUAUUAAUAGGACUCAAAGUUGCAGGUACAGAAUAGCAAUUUUUUGUUUUGAAAUUGGUAAGAAGAACCUUUGGAAAGUUUUUGCCUGACAAUCAAAAUUUAAAUUUCUGCCACUAUAACCAAUACUUAUUGAAUAUGAAAAUAAAACUAAGAAGUCAUGUAUGUGAUUGAAGUCCAAAAAUGUAACUAAGUUCAAUCAUUAAUUUCAACUUUUCCCACUGAAUCUAGAAUUGUUAAUACAUAGACUGUCUCAAUCUUUAAAAAGAGUUUAAAGAUUUUUCAUUAAAAUGAAUCUCAUUAAAUCUCUGAUCAACAUCCAUCCUCUGCCUGUUUCCAAAAAAAUGUGGUUCAUAUCUUCCUUGGACAGAGUUUUCUGUAGAUAAACUGCUCUAGGAACUAAAGCGUUAAUAUAUUUCUGCGACUUGAAUUUUCUGGUGCCAGUUUAUCUUAAUUUGGAGGAUUCUGGACUAAGUCAGUGUUUCAGUUCCUUCCGUAUUUAAGAUCAGCUAUUUAAUCUCAAUUGAGUCUUUUAUCUUCUGGCUAAGUGAUAUCAAUUCUUUCACCUCUUUUAACGUUUUUUUUUCCUAGAUUUUUUAUUAUCUUUAUCUUCUUACAUAUAUAU
Messenger RNA from Prionailurus viverrinus (fishing cat), 1704 nucleotides. RefSeq names its product family with sequence similarity 151 member B (gene FAM151B). Bases 202 to 1023 code for a protein of 273 amino acids. Lineage: Eukaryota; Metazoa; Chordata; Mammalia; Carnivora; Felidae. The record is from RefSeq and is a predicted model, not a curated record. The transcript has 7 exons.